Molecule: messenger RNA, 7428 nt
Organism: Plasmodium coatneyi
Lineage: Eukaryota; Apicomplexa; Aconoidasida; Haemosporida; Plasmodiidae
Exons: 5
Coding region: 1-7428 (2475 amino acids)
Biological process (GO): mRNA processing; mRNA export from nucleus
Cellular component (GO): THO complex part of transcription export complex
Molecular function (GO): mRNA binding
Source: RefSeq, a predicted model, not a curated record
AUGGAGGACAUAGAUCGCCUCCUCAACUAUGAAGUAUGCCUGUUGAAUGAGUUCAGGGAAAAUGACGUUGGGAGUAACUUUCCAAAGGUUAAACAAUCCUACGAAGGGAUACUCCUAUCCAUCUUGGAAGAUGUGAAAAGGUACCAAGCGGACUUAUGCAACAGCGUGAACGGUCAAAACGGAAGUGAAAGUAUUCCAACAGGUAUAGAGGAACACCACUCCGUUGGUGAAGAUGCUCAUGAGGAAGUUAUCGACUUACCUGAAGCACACACAAAAGGGUCAAGCAGAGGGGUUAGGAAGAGAAAACGCAAUGCAAAUGGGGAAGAUGCGGUGAAAAAGGAGAGCCUAGGCGGCGACGAAAAAGACGAUACAAGUGAAAAACGAGAUGGUGCCAUGAAGGAAAGUAACGAAGAUGUUCGUGAGAACAUCGAUAAUUGUGAUGCCGCCAAGGGGAAGAAGAAGCAAAAGGACGCAUCCCACCUCGGAAGGGACAGUCCACCACCCCUCCCCGUGACAGUGAAUGAAUUUAUAAAAGUGGACGAAGAUUUUAAAUUCCUAACAGCAGAAGACCUCCAAUUUAAAAUUCCCCUAAAGGAACAGUGUGACUUGAAAGGGUUAUUCAACAACCUGGUCGACGAAAUAAAGAGCAAAAAUUACCUCAACGUGUAUAGACAAAUGUAUGUAGAAUCCUUUAGGAGAAAUCAGGGGAAGAUUCAAGACCACUCGAUCCUCCUCACCAGUGGAGCUUACCAUGGGGGAGACUUCACAAAUCAUAACCUCACACAUCAGACGUCCGUUCCCACUAAAGAAGGCAUUGUUCAGCUUGUAAAUUUCUACGUCGAAAAGGUGAAGAGCAAUUUGUGCCUUUUCUACUUCGACCUGUUUUUGUGCAUCUUAAAGGGUGCCGUGGCGGUGGAUUGUGCAGUCAAUUUUAUUGCUCACGAUUUGGUGGAUGUCCACCGGGAGAGCUUCGACAAAUUAUUGCAAGUGGUCACCAUGGGGGAUAACCAAAACGGAGAGAUGAAUACCCAGUCGGUGAAAUGCGAGAAAAACGAACUACUCCAACAGAACUUCGCGGGACACGUGAAGGAACUCAUCCUCAACGGCCUGCACUACCUGAUCGAAAUUCUCGAACAAAUGAAAGAGCACAAAUGCGGCAACUACGCCCAGUAUAAGGAUACCAUUUCCAAGUGCCUCCUGUCACUAGAGGCCAAAAAGGUUAUAACAUACAAAGAAGCCACCACUUACAUCGAGUGUAAAAAUUUCGAUAAGCUUACCAUCUUCAACAAAGAACUAUACAAACUGGUUACAAAAAUGAGAACCAAAAAUAUGUACAGCAUAUGGGUCUACAAUUUGCUGAGGGAAAAUGUGAAUGGCUAUUCAAAAAUUAUUUUCCUGUUGGAAAGUUUUUUUUCCACUCGAAGGGGAGGCUCCCCAUCGGGUGAUCCUUCUACUAAUAAACAAACAGACAAGUUAGGAAAAAAAAAAAUCAUUUCGGAACUUUCCUUAAAGUAUAAACUAAGAGGCAGGAGGAUGUUUAGCAAAACGAAGGAAGAGGGAAGGGGAAAAAUUAACAAGCGGAAUGGUCUAAAACUGAAGGGGAAGAAUCCACAUUGUGCAGACCAUAGUGAGGGGCACUCCCCUGGUGACGUCUCACGCUCUACGCUGUGCACGCCUGAAGGGGAAGAGCCCCCCACUCAAGGUGAACCAACAACACAUUGUGAACAGCUCAUUCAUGGGGAACUACCACCCUGUGAGGAACCCACCGUCUGUCCCAAGUUGAAGAAGGACACCCCCCAGAGGAACCAUACCUUGAGGGAAAGCACAAAAAGGUCAUGGAAGAGACACCUGAACUGCUACUACUGUACAGACCUGAUCAAAUUAAAGAAUAAAAUUUUUACCAUUGCGGGGCUUCACAACUUGUGCCCACGCAGGGUACUCUCCAUUCUCCUCUUCUUCUAUGAGCAGUAUGUAGACAGCCCCAAGCAGCUCCUUCCUCUGUUUUUCCUAUACACAAAGGAAACAAUCACAGAUAUUAUUCUUCUUGAGUUAAAAAUAAAAAAUAAUUACAUCAAAGAGGAGGAACAGAAAGAAUUACAAAAAUUAAAACACCUCCAUAGAGGGGAAGAAGACAUGGGAAGAAGCAAUCCCGACUCGAGCAAAUUCCUAGAUCAUUUUUUUUUGAGGAAAAAAAAUUUCUUCACGCCAAACUAUUUCAAAAUGUGCUCUAUUCUAAUUUUAAAUGACCUACUCAAUUUUAACACCUUUUACGAGAAUAUCCUCCCAAAUGAUGAGCUGCUGAAAAUUGCAUAUGAAGAGCUCUAUAGAAAGCUCUGUGCAGAUUAUGAGAAAUCCACUUCCGAUCGGUUGACCCCGUUCUUUUUCCCUUACCUCCCCAUGGAUAUAAGCGAACUACACGUUCUCUACAAUAAAGUGCGUAAGUACAGUCAGAAGAGCAAAACUCUAGAUCGGUCUUCUACCCGACAUGGUAGCCCCACGGAUCAUAGCUACAGUAAUAGCUCCGGAAAUAACAACCAACCGUCUGGUGGUUCUAUGCAUAAGGGCAAUUCCUACUCAAAUGAGAACAUCGGGGAGGGUGCCACUUCUCACGGUGGGAGCAACGGUAGGUCUAACAGCAUAACAGACGGAACGACCCUCAAAGGGGGGAAAAACUCCAAAGGGGUAAGCUCAUCAAACGCAACCAACACGCUUACCACGCCUGACGCAUCCAGGAGUAAUCUGUGCAAAAUCUUCGAAGAAGGGAAACCAGAAUAUAUGCACGACCGUAUAGUGCACUACCUUCUGAAUCACAAAAGUGUCGACAUAAAAAAAAAAAACGAACAAAUUGCGGAUCUUCAUAACAAGGACCCAAUUGAGUUCUUCAUUUUUGACAUGAUCCACAACAAAUCCAAUGGGGGAGAAAAUUUCGUAAAAAAUUACAUCGACAGGGAAAUACAACUGAGGAACGAAAUGGCAAACUCGAAACAUUUGUGUCAUACCAAUUCGUAUGACUACCUCUUCCUCCAGGAUGAUAAUUAUUUCUUCCUCCUAGGUCGACUUUUUUUCAUUAAAAAUCCCAAGUUUUUAUUUCUCUCCUCUUUGAUUAAUUUAAAUGCUUGGAGCUAUGUCGUCACGUUACUGGAGCAUAUGGCUAGCUACCAGUGCAACCCCUUCCUCAACUACUACGUCAGUUUGUCUAUGUCACGGAUCAUAGGACAUUCCAUAACUUCAUUCGAGAGGGCAUAUCUGAAGAGGGAUGCUUCUAGGGAAGCACAAGCAACAAGUGCAUCGAAUCAGAAGUCGGGACAAGUGCCCUAUAUGCGAAAGAAGAACAACGUAAAUGGGGAAGAAGAUACCUUCACUCGGGACGACACACCUCACAAGGAGGGUGCUACUGAACAGAAUGGAGACACCGAUGGACCCUGCUUCUUCUGCAAAAUUCAUCUCGACACAAAUAGGCUUUACAGCUACCAGUGCAUCAAAGUGCUAAAUCGAAACAAGGAACACUUACAAAACCUGUUCAGGGAUGAGAAAAAAAUACAGAAGAAGAAAAAAAAAAUGAAGCAAAUUCUAAGAAGCUUUAUUUACAGUGUGAGGGACACCCCAGGGGGAAGGAAUGCCAAGAGUGACAAGACCAGUUGUGAUAGUCACUCCCUUUACGGGAAAGCAAAUGGAACUGCGAAGAAGGAAAAGAAUUCUAAUCAGUCACAUCGCUCCUCGACCUUGGUGCGCUCCAUGAGGAAGCAUCUUCUGCUCUGCUCGACCGCCCCGCCGUCUGAGGAAUCAUCCGAGGCGGAAUCAGUUGACUUUUCCCCAAAUGGGAAGAACGAAGGAGGAGCGGAGGACAGCCACGCAUUGCUCCCGGAGGAGGUAACAUCUGUUAAAAUGGAACCGAUGAGCAGUGCAGACCCAGUCACCAAUCUGGACAACUUCCUGAACUUCUUCUCGUCCAACCGAGCCAACAAUUACAUGAAGAAAAUAAAAAGCGUCGACGAUUUUUUCAAUAGGACAUUGCAGUAUGUGAAGUACUUGGGCUAUUUUGGGUACCUUUACAAGUCUCUGGUGAGGAGACUGCUUUUGAUAGUGAAGGCCUAUGUGAGGAGGAAGGUCAACCGGGGGGAAGAGCUGCAUAGCAACUUUGACAAGCUAUUCAUCCGUUUUUUUUUCUUGUGCCCAAUAAAUGAGGACGACGAAGGAGGGGGCAUCGGGAACAAGGACGAAAAUGGGGCGGAUGGUUCCCACCUGAAUGAGGACAUAUGGAACGUGCUGAGACUCAUCCCCGUGUCGAGGCGCUACAAGUUGUACGCCAAAUUUUACAGCAAGGUGAAGAAGUACCAGAAGGUCCUUUCAAAACUGGCGGUGGAUACGCAGACAGACAAGGAUGACGCCAAUGCAGGGGGUAAUACCACACCUGGCCCCCUCCUUCCAAACGGUAAGGCGGCCAUUGUCCUCUCCAGUAUAAACUUCGAGCUAGCCAAAAAUAAACUGAGAAAAAUUAUCAAAAGGAUAACGUCGGAUAUACUGAAGGAUAGGUACAGCACCAAAGUGCAAAACAUCCUGAUGCAGCUAACAGGGGUGAUCAAUAGAAACCCCUUCGUCUCGUCAGACGUCAUUCUACAACAGUGUGAACUCUUCGAUAACAAUAUGAUCAUAACCCUGUCCGAGUCGAUUAAGGACAUACACAGUUUUUCGAGUGACAUAUUUCUUUUUAAAAUUGUGGAGAGACAACAGCUGCUAAAUGUGAGCAACUACCAAUUAAGCAAACAGUACAGCAUGAACAGCUCAGAUUUGUUCGACGACUCUCUUUUCAAACCGAAGAAGCUGAUCAACCUUUCGCUAGUCAGUGCCAAGUUUUUGUCCAAGCACCCCUUUGUGGAUUUCUACCCUCUUAUCAUCUCCAUCGUGAAGAGGUUAUUUUCGGAGCUGCACGUAUCGGAACAGCUCUUCCUUAGAAAUAGGAGAGAAGCACAUGUAAAGGGUGAACCAAACGAAGGGGAAGAACCAUCCCAAUAUAGUGACGAAUUUAAAGUAAGCAUUCUAAACGCCAUGAAUGUAAAAUACCCGGACGUUAUGAGUGGAUACAUUUUCGACAUAGACUACCUACAGAAGCUGAUCGAGAUCUACGGAGGGACAAGUGCAUCGAUAGACGUACAAGAGCUGAAUGAAGACCAACUGAAUGCUCAGUGUGGGCUCAAGCUACUAAAAAAAGAAAUUAUGAUCCUGGAAGAAAACUUCAAUUAUAAUAUGAACAACGUAGAGUAUGAAAAUUUAGAAAAAGCUGAGAUGGAUGAUGAGAAGCUACAAAGACACUGUAUUGAAAAUGCCACGAAAAAUCUCUCCAACCCUAAUGUGGUUUACCUCUUUCUAUGUACCUUGUCCAAAUUGAAAUACGAAUACCUAUUCGAUAGUAACACCAAUAACUUAAGAAACCUCUCCUCCCUGAUCGAUAAGGUGGAUGCAGUUCUCCUUCAGUUUAUCAAUUUUCUGCAAACCAACACGGAACCCUACCUCUAUUUGACCUACAUCCCCAGCAUCACUUUAAUUUUUUCCUACUUUAACAUUUCGCAGUCAUUCCAUAUAAUUAGAUUUGCCUUUCCCUUCUUCGAUGAUAAGGGAGCAGCAAAAAGACAACGCAGGUCAUCUUCCCCAUUACAGCGUGGAAAAGAUGCUCCCCCUAAUGUGGGUGAUCCCGCUAAUACAAACGACCACGCUAGUAUAAAUGAUCCGGAUAACUGCAAGUCUACCGAGGGGAAGCGUCACCCCCCCUCGUAUGACGAUCCCACUUUCCACCACUCCAACGAGGAAAAGUGGAAGCAAACCAUUAUGCCUAUAGUCCACAGAUACCUAAGCAUAGAAAACCUCAACGGAAUUAACAUCGACUUUUAUCUGACCUACUGGAGACUAAGUAUUACAGACAUCUAUGUACCCCACAAGCAAUACCAGAAGGUUAUUGAAAAGUAUGACUCCUACAUAAAGAAGCUAGAAAAACAUCAUGAGGACAAUAAAAAAAAUGAAGACUACAAAUGGAUUAACAAAAAGCUGAGAAAACUCCGUUCCAGAAGAGGAUCCAUCAACACGGAAUACCAGUAUCAUAUUGCACACACAGAAAAAAUAAAAAAACAUCUAUCGCAUGUAGUGGACCAUUGGGUUAACCCACAAGAAAUUGACCUCACCACGUUCACAGCUUUUGUCAAAUGUCUCAUCGCCCCGAGGAUAUUAAACAGUGAAAAGGAUUCUCUCUUCUGUUCCAAGUUCAUACUCUUACUACUAGACUUUAGAACACCUCUUUUCAAUUUCUGCCUCCUCACCUACGUAUGCAUUAAAAUGCUCAUGCCAAUUAUAAAUGCCUGCACGGAAAAAGAAGCCUUGAAUAUUGGACUGUUCUUCAAUGAGUUGUUUUCCUACGUGUACCAGUUAUGUCAUGACCCAAAGCAUUUUAAACUCGUGUCGGAAGAGAACCCAUGUUUUAGCAGCACACUGAACUUCGAAUCCAAAGUUACGAUAGAGCACUCCUGCAUUAUUGGGAAGGUUGCCAAAUGGGAGAAGCUCCUCGUUUCUCUUCUCUUCGAAAAUAACAACCAUCAGAAGUCAUGGAUUAACUCAAAAUCGGUCGUCAUCUUCCUAUUUCGAGUUCUUCAUUCUUUUCCCUACUCGAACAAAGUGAAGAAUUCCAUAAGGAAAUACCUGCAGAACCUGCACUCCUUUGCGCAGAACCGUGGGUGGAAGGACAUCGCUAUUUCGGUUAACAGUUUGAAGACCAUCAUGGAGAGGAACCGCAAAGCGGCGGAGAAGGAAAAAAAGGAAGAAUCCGAGGCGAAGCCACAGGAAAGCAAAGCCAGCUCGUCCAAGGCAAACGCGCCCGCGCCCAACCCGGAUGGAAACGUUACCAUGAACCCAUUCAACACAUCCAACCCAGUGCACAUGAACUCGAACACGAACUUCGUUCCCAUAACGAAGAAUAUGUACAACACAAACAUGUACCCCGUUUUGCAACACUCCAUGAGCAUGCCGCCCAAGCCCUACAUGAAGGACAGCCCAUUUAACAACAAAAUUCCUCCACCACAGGAUCAGAAUAACAUUAUGUCUCUGUCUUCAAUUAACCCAAACACCAUUAGCAUAAAUAACGACAUGAACAAACGAAGAGAUAUUUUCGGCGGCAUGCAAGGUAAUGCAAAUUCCUAUCCGUCUCCACAUCCCUCCCCAUUAGGUCAUAUGAAUGACAAAAAUAUGAUGAACAAAAAUAUGAGAAUGGACAAUCGAUCCAUGCAGAAUGAAGGUGUGAAUUAUACAAUGCCGCAGAACUUUAUGGGUAUGCAUCCUUUCAUCCCUCCACCUAUGCAUGACAUGCCCCCAAAUCAGAUCUUCCCAAAUGUGCAUCAUGGUCAUAUGAAAACGAACAGAAAUUCGAACAGCUUCUCGCGCAGGUAG